UGGUUCUGUGGGUACAAUCUGCCAAGCCUGAAAAGAAGCUCGUGCUUGCUUGCUGCUGGCUUGCUCGAGGGGUGAUGAGAAUCCUACCCUUCUUACCCCUUGCAAUGGAGAGCAACUGGGCUAACUACAAACACUUGCAGACUUUGAGUCAAAUGCUACUAUGGACAGCUGUGCUAGCCCUGGCUCUUGUUGCUGGGACACAUGCAGAUCUCCCCAAGGCUGUGGUGAAACUUGAGCCCCCUUGGAUCCAGGUGCUCAAGGAAGACAACGUGACACUGAAGUGCGAAGGGGCCCACGAUCUGGGGAACUACUCCUACUCCACCCAGUGGUUCCACAAUGGGAGCCGCAUCUCGGGCCAGGACCAGUCUAGCUACAGGUUUAAAGUCACAAUGAAUGACAGUGGAGAAUACCAGUGCCAGAUGGACCAGACCAGCCUCAGCGGCCCUGUAUAUCUGGGAGUGACUUCUGACUGGCUGCUGCUGCAGACCUCUCAACUGGUAUUCCAGGAAGGGGAAACAUUCACAUUGAAGUGCCACAGUUGGAAGAGCCAAGCCCUGAACAAAAUCACAUUUUUCCAGAAUGGAAACCCCAUGAGGUUUUCUAAUAAUAAUAGCUGGCUAAUCUCAAAAGCAAACCACACUCACAGUGGUGAUUACUACUGCAAAGCCUUUUUAGGAAAGAAUCUACACACAUCGAAGUCUGUGACCCUCACUGUCCGAGGGCCCAAACCAAGCAACUCUUCACUGACAUUGACAGUCGUGGCUGCUGUCACUGGGAUUGCUGUAGCAGUCAUUGUUAUCAUCCUAAUAGUUUUGGCCUAUCGCAAGCAAAAACAAGCUCCAGCUCUCCCAGGAAACCCUGAGCACAGGGAAAUGGGAGAGACCCUCCCCAUGGAAAUAGGUGAGUACAGCAUGCCCUCUGGAGGCUCAGUGACUCUCAUCCCAGGGCCUCCAUGUGGACUGGAGCCAGCGAGCAUCAGCUCCUCCAAUCCCAUUGAUGAUGAGGAAGCUGCCAAAACUGAGGCUGAGAAUACAAUCACCUAUUCGCUUCUCAAGCACCCAGAAGCUGUGGAUGAAGACACAGAGCCUGAUUACCAGAACCACCUUUAAUCUCCCUUGUCUUAGUUUGGGAUUGAGAAUUUUGCCAGUCACAGGUUUCAGGGAGGGAAGACUGAGGGCCGCUAGUGUCUCCUGGCAAACUGCCAUUGGGCAUGGUCAAGUGAAUGCCCUAAAUCUUCAGAAGCAGGACUUCCAGAGUGACCAAUGUGAGUCCUGAAACCAACAGACAAUCUGGUCCUGGUCCCCCGGGUUGACUGCUCUGCUUCCUUCUAGGACUUGCACCUCAAGACUCUUCUGUUACACAUACACACAGCCAAUAAAAUUAAUCAAAUUACUGUCAUUAAGAGACUGUAGCUACAAGGGAAAUGCUUGUAUUACAGGUUACAUGAGAAUAAUUAUAUUAGUAUACAUGAUCUCAAAAAUGACAAAAUAGACUUGUACCAACAUGUUAAAAGUGAUAUUUCAGGAACUAUAGAAUUAUAAGGGAAUCUUAUUUUCUAUCUUAUUUUUCCAUAAAGGUCAUGAAUUACUUUUACAAUAAAAUAUUAUUAAAACAAUGUUCUCUUUA
Molecule: messenger RNA, 1626 nt
Organism: Nannospalax galili (Upper Galilee mountains blind mole rat)
Lineage: Eukaryota; Metazoa; Chordata; Mammalia; Rodentia; Spalacidae
Gene: Fcgr2b
Product: Fc fragment of IgG receptor IIb
Exons: 8
Coding region: 75-1109 (344 amino acids)
Biological process (GO): cell surface receptor signaling pathway
Molecular function (GO): transmembrane signaling receptor activity
Source: RefSeq, a predicted model, not a curated record